Messenger RNA from Nylanderia fulva, 867 nucleotides. NCBI's taxonomy places the organism in Eukaryota, Metazoa, Arthropoda, Insecta, Hymenoptera, Formicidae. The record is from RefSeq and is a predicted model, not a curated record.
AUGCGAACCAGAGGGAGACUGGAGAAUAGGCGACAUGUCAUCAACGGACAUGCUGGACCUGUGCAAGAGGGAUUGCUCCAAAAUUCUCGAACGAAUAAAGGUGGCACAAGAAGAUAUGGAGGACAGGGAGAUUUGGAGCUGCUCAACGAGGAUCUGUCUAAUUGGAGGGUCCGGUUGAAGAGGGUGAUGAAAUGCAUGAACGCCAUAGGGCGUGAUAUGCAUGACAUCAGGCGGGACAACGCAAACUUGAGAAAGGUAUGCAAAAACCGGAAGAUUAGUUCUACACAGAAGAAGAUAACUGAUACGGGUACGGAUCCCUGGUUGCCGAAUACCAGCAACAAAGGGACCAACACGGAGGAAACAGAGUCUAUAACAACAAUAGGCAAGGCGGGGACUCUUUCUCUAUGGGCAACAGAGAUGCAGAAGGAACUAAGGAAUCUGCGGUGCGAUAUGGAGGAGGAGAAAAACAAGAACUCCCGAUGGAGAAAACACCUCACUGAGAGAAUGGGAGAAGAACGUCCACAUACAGAAAGAGAGGAGAAGAGAACUGUAGUGGAAGGAAAGAGAGCAGAAAAGGAGGCGCGCACAGAGAGAGAAGCUCUACCUCAAGAUGCUCCAAAGAGGGAAAGAAAGAGCCGAGGGGAAAGGGGCGAUAAAGAAAAAGCCCUUAUAACCCCUGACUCUACAUUGGAUCCCAAAGGGAAAACGGAGAUCCGGAAGGAGAAAUGGUCCAGGGUUGUUGGCCGACGUGAACGGAAAGAGGCGGCAGCGUCGGGGAAACCUGGGACCAGCGGAAGGGACCGGAUGAAGAAAAAGGAGGGAACGCAGCCAAGAUGUUACCGCUGCCUGUGUCCUGGACACGUGUAG